AUGGAUAAGAGCCUCCACCUAUUUAUAUCUGGUGAUGAGAAAGGCCUGUUGAAGCUGACCCUUAGGCUUUUUGAGAACGGCUUUUUCAACUGUUACCUCACCAACCAGCAGUUCAACCUAUUGAGCUUGAUAUUACAUUUGGAUGUUUCCAAACGUGAAGCAGUAUGGAAAUCUUUUGUUGAUGGCACACUGAGUCUUAGUUUUUUACAAACGGCUGAGACUUCUUCCAAAGAAGACACUCAGCCUGCUGAAGAGGUCAAAGGCGAUGAAGCUCCAGAAUCAUCAACGCCAGAACAGAGUAACCAGGACGAAACGCCAGAAACAGCUAACUCAGGUAAUGCUGAAAAGUCUGAGAAUGGAAAAGGGGCGGAGUUCUCACAAAAUGUCUCGAUAGAUACGGAGUUGUAUCUUAAGCCUGGAAAGAAGUCUGUCCUUCAUCUGGCCUCCACAGUACGCUAUUUGUUAUGGGAGAAGGCUGUGGAUCAUCUUUACAACGGAGGAAAUGACACAGAUCUUCAAGACACAUACUCUCUUAUGGAUGAGAGCGAUACGGAAGCGACAGAAUCAAAAGCCGAUGGUGUGGAGCCCAGUGCACCUCGUGAUGAGGAAGAUGAUUAUGAUGACGAAGAGGAAGAGGAAGACUCUGGAAAAGAUAAGGCUGUUGUUGGUGAAACUACCACAAAAUAUGGCAACAGCACAGAAGAUGAGGAUGGAGUCAUCACGAAACUGGAAGACGACAAGAUUGAAUUAGUCAUACCGAUAUCGCUACUCACGUCCAAGCCGAACCUGCCCACCCCCAUUGAUCCUGCCAGUAGCGUGGACGAGGCUAUAGGCAAAAUGGUGCAUCCUCUUUUGGGCACAUCAUCUGUUAUUGAGUCAAAUUUGGAAAGACAAAACGAGACAAAGCUGAUUAAGAGUUUCAAUAAAAUCUACCACGGGUUCGAAUCUGAUCAGACGAAUCUUAUAAAGAGAAGAAAGCUCGAAAGAAGUGACAAGCAGCUAGCCAGAGGUGAUGAUUUGGAGGAUGGUGAUGGGUCCCAGAAGGGUAACAAUGUGAAUAAGCUCAUCAACUUUGGUGGUGCAGCCAAUCUUUCGCUAAAGAAUUUGCUGAGCAAGAUUGAGGACAACAGAGAUAACCUGAACAUCACCGACAUUGAGCUUCGCAACCUGAUUAUGGAUGUGAGAAAGAACAGGUCCAAAUGGGCCAGUUAUAACCACAUAGGCCAAGAAGAGCUCUACGAAGCCUGCGAGAAAGUGAUUUUGGAGCUACGUGGGUAUACCGAGCACUCCACUGCGUUCUUGAACAAAGUUUCUAAAAGAGAUGCCCCAAACUACUACCAAAUCAUCAAGAAGCCCAUGGAUCUUAACACAGUGAUGAAGAAGCUUAAGACUUUUCAGUACAAAACGAAGUCAGAGUUCGUGGAUGACGUCAUGUUGAUAUGGAAGAAUUGUCUGACCUAUAACUCGGAUCCCAAUCAUUUUUUGAGAGUUGAUGCUCUUGCAAUGCAGAAAAAAGCUCUGGCGUUGAUUCCACUUAUACCAGAUAUCACAGUUAGAGACCGUUCGGAUGUUGAGAAGGAGGAGAUGUUGGAGCACGCAGAAGACACUCCGUCGACGACAGCCGUAAGCUCUCCCAAAACGACAAGGGUAGCGGGCUCAAAAGCCCCUAAGAAGGGAAGACGACAGGGCCAUGAACACCCACCCUUGAUUGAAGAUGACGAUGACGGUGAUGAUAUGGAUGUGGAUGAGAACCCUGACGUCACAGCCACAACGAGCAAUGUGGACACCCCAGAUCCCAGCGUAAAGGUAGAAAACGAUGAAACACCUGCUGUGGAAACAGAGGCCGAAAAGCCUGAUGUUACUGUGGAGAACAUUACCACUAAUGACAACGAAGAUGAUGACGAAGACGAAGAUGAUCAAGAGGGAAGAGGCGACGAUGAUGACGACAACCAGGGUAUAGAGGAGGACGAUUUGGAGAUGCAAACUUGGAGAACUCUCACUGCUAAUUCCAGGUUCAAGCUAUGCAGCAGGAGAUCUGCAUUGUUCAAGGGAAGCAAGUUGCAACCAAACGAAGAGGCCAUUCUACGAGACGCUCAACAGAUGAGUAACUUCAGCAACUAUUUGGGUGAUGAGAACAACCUCGUGUUGCAUCGCAACCAGUAUCUGGACGACAAUGACGAGCCUUAUCUCAUAGAGUAUGACAUUGGUGGUGGUGUUCCUUCGAUACCAUUUAAGGGCCUCUCUGAGGCAGACCUGGAAGCCUUAGAUAACGAAGCCAUCGAGAAGCUGAUGAGGACAGGCCAAGACUUCAACUCUCUUCCUCCUUCGCGUUUUACCUCAAAUCAGUCAGGGACCACCAAAAAUAUCCUGCUUCAGAACAUCGACCUCAUGCAGGACGUGAGGAAAAUAUGUUUCAAGAUCUCGUUGAUUCGCCAGAUGCAAACUCAACAGUUCCUCCAUCACACUCAGAUGCAGCCACCUGAUGUGGACAGAUUGGAGGAUAUCGAUUUGGAUCCUGUCGAAAAGCUUGGAACUCAUGAUUAUAUGAAUGGAGAGGUAUGUUAUACAGCUUUGAAGAGGAACGUAUGCAAGGUGGUGAUGGCUAAUGGGUUCGAGUCUACAAACGAGUUUGCAGCAGACAUCAUGACCCAGCUCGCAGUUGACUAUUUCGCCAGCCUGGUAAAGUCUUUGAAGAUGCACAUGGAGUCCAACUCAAUCAACAAGCUUCCGAUCAAGGGUCAUACCAAGCCCAUGACGUUGAAGCAGGGGCUCCUCGUGUCGCUAUUGGAGAAUGGGAUUGAAAAACCAGAUGCUCUGUAUACGUACUAUAGAGAGAACGUGCAGAAGCAGCAUACUAAGUUGAUCGAGUUGAAAGAAAGACUUUCUUCAUUCUUGAAGGAUCUUCUAAGACCCGGUCUACAGGAGUUUACUGAAAAGACCUUCAAUGAGUCUUCGGACCAGUUUCUCACAGGAGAUUUCUCGAAUGAAAUUGGAGAGGAUUUCUUUGGUUUCAAAGAGUUGGGUCUGGACAAAGAAUUCGGAUUACUUACAUCUACCAUCCCACUGCAUCUUUUACACUCGAGAUUGCAGAGUUCAUUGAACCCAGACCAGCAGGCCCACAAGAUCAAGUAUGAGGACCUAGAAGAUGUCACAUACCCGAAGUUGACAAAGGAGUCUGUCAAGAAGCAGAUUGGUCUGCUGCAGCCAUUAUUGGUGAAGGUCAUAGAAAGAUCAGAACAGAACCUGCUCAAAGUUCUCAGACGAAACGAUCAGCCCGAAGUCAUACCGUCCAAUAAUGCGGAAGUUGAGCUGAUGGAAGACGAUGAGUUGCCUCAGAAACAGAGAAACUUGAGGCCCAAGAUUCCUCCAACGGGAAAGAUUAUGGGCGUUCGCAAAAAGCCUGUUGCAACCUCCUUCUUCUUGGAGGAAGAUUUGACAAAGUCAGAGGUUGUUGAGGUAUGA
Molecule: messenger RNA, 3462 nt
Organism: Kuraishia capsulata CBS 1993
Lineage: Eukaryota; Fungi; Ascomycota; Pichiomycetes; Pichiales; Pichiaceae
Exons: 1
Coding region: 1-3462 (1153 amino acids)
Biological process (GO): regulation of transcription by RNA polymerase II
Cellular component (GO): SAGA complex; SLIK (SAGA-like) complex
Molecular function (GO): protein heterodimerization activity; structural molecule activity
Source: RefSeq, a predicted model, not a curated record